UCCCCGGUGGCGGGCGGCGGCGCCAAAGCGGCGGAGGGCAGCUCCAACGCCCACCUGCACGGCGGCGCGGGCGUCCCCCCGGGGGGUCCCGGAGGCGGCGGUGGGGGCAGCGGUGGCGGCGGCGGCGGCGGCGGUGGCAGCAGCAAGAAAUCCAAAGAGCAGAAGGCGCUGCGACUCAACAUCAACGCCCGCGAGCGCCGAAGGAUGCACGACCUGAACGACGCGCUGGACGAGCUACGCGCGGUCAUCCCCUACGCGCACAGCCCCUCGGUGCGGAAGCUCUCCAAGAUCGCCACGCUGCUGCUCGCCAAGAACUACAUCCUCAUGCAGGCGCAGGCCCUGGAAGAGAUGCGGCGCCUCGUCGCCUACCUCAACCAGGGCCAGGCCAUCUCGGCCGCCUCGCUGCCCAGCUCGGCGGCGGCGGCGGCGGCGGCCGCUGCCCUGCACCCGGCUCUCGGAGCCUACGAGCAGGCAGCCGGCUACCCGUUCAGCGCCGGGCUGCCCCCGGCCGCGUCCUGCCCGGAGAAGUGUGCCCUGUUCAACAGCGUCUCGUCCAGCCUCUGCAAACAGUGCACGGAGAAGCCUUAAACACCACCCCCCUCCCCGGAGGAACGCGAGACAGACCCCAAAGCUGGAGGAAAGCGGAAAAACUGCUCCCCACCCCUUUUAUUUUGGUUCUCUCGUAGUUGUGAAACACUGGCAGGGCGAACAAAGCAGAGGCAAGGACUGAGAAGUAUCCUAGACAAGCGGGACUUUUAGCCUUGACAUCCAGGAAUCUCGGUCUUUGGGGUGGGGAGGGAGGGACGAGGGAGGUGGAGUUGGGAAGAAGUGUAGACGUCUUUAUUUUUCCCCCCAGCGCACGGUGGCAACUUUGGUGACAGCCUAGACCCAAGGAAGUGCAGUCGUCUUUGAAGAUGGAAAAAUAACUUGAGAAGCAGUACUUCCUUAUUAGGCGUGGAGAGUAUUGAAUGACAAAGCAUUAAUCCCACUAAUAAUUGUGAAUUUGACUAGUGCUAGAGGGGAAAGCAGUCCAGUACGGGGCUGGGAGGCUGCGGACAGAAUAUUCAUUUAGACAAAUCAGAAUGGGCACUCGAAAACAAAUUUUGAUUCUGAGCCAGGAGAAAAACUUGGAAUGUAGACUUAGGUGGGGGGGAAAGCAGAGCGAGAAAGAGACAUGUUGCUAUGAAAGACUUGUAUUUUUUAUUGUCUCUGAACUUAAAUCCUGUGAAAAUGCUCAAAGUUUUGGCGAGAGUGAUAUUAAAAAAAAAAAAAAAACUGACUGUGGCUGAAAGAAUUGCAUUUAAAAAUAUUUAUGUGCACCUUGUUACUUUCUACUCUGCAAUGAUGUAUGAACAAUUCAUGGUAUUUAUUUGUUAUUCUCCAAUGAUCCUUCCCAUCAACAGUAUUUAUUAUGUGUUAAGGUCAUGGGUCUUAUGUGCAGAUUUUUUUUUAAUGCCUCUAAAAUUCUGUUUCAUAGAUUAACUUAUACUGUGUGCCAAGUGAUUAAAGGUUUAUUUGCCAACAAGUGUGAAGAGAAAUAUUGAUGUAUCUGAGCUGCUUAGGUUUUCGAAAGGUCACCUGGAUAUUUUCAGUUGCAUCAUCCCUGUAUUUAAAUUGAGCUUUAAUAAAUUGCUUCAGUCCAAAAAUUACAGGAAAGGUGUAUUCUUAAUUGAUGAAUGAAUUGAUCUCUUUUUCAAAAGGGGACUUCUUUGCAUUUCAAAAGGGAAAAACAUCACAGCAAUAGAUCCUAUAAGUAAGAACUUGCUAAGUAAAUAUUUUUUUCCAGGCUGUGCUGUGCAUUUUAAUAGGUCUAGUUUAAUUGCUUUUAAUAUAUAUGUACAUAUAUGUUAUUUUAACUGUGAAGAAUUAUUAAGUUAAAAGGCUGGUUUGAUUUGCUUAUGGUGUGAAAUCCUUUGUUAUUUUUCUAAAAAAAAUUAAAAUAAAUAAAAUAAGCUAAGGAAGAGCAAGAAGCUGUAUACCCAAAGUGAGCUUUCAGUUAUAGUUUGCAUGGCUAUCUGCCUGCCUUUCUGUCCUGUAAAAAUCAAGAAAACCUCUUUUAAAAAUGGAUUCCUGCUAUUUUCCACUCUUUGCAGAUAAUACAAAUUCAGUUUGUCAGGUUGGAUGGUGAGUUGGGAACUGUAAUGGAUCUGUUGGUGGGUUUUGGAUGUGUAAAGAAUGAUAUUGAUAUAUAUCUAUAUAUUAAAUAGGUCAAUCAGACUAUGACAGCUAUGUAUGACCAUUUGUAUGUGUAUCUAUGUCAGAAAGAAUCUUUAUUAAAAUAUUUUGAUCAAACA
Messenger RNA from Nannospalax galili (Upper Galilee mountains blind mole rat), 2294 nucleotides. RefSeq names its product basic helix-loop-helix family member e22 (gene Bhlhe22). NCBI's taxonomy places the organism in Eukaryota, Metazoa, Chordata, Mammalia, Rodentia, Spalacidae. The transcript has a single exon. The record is from RefSeq and is a predicted model, not a curated record. Gene Ontology annotation, molecular function: protein dimerization activity. The annotation marks the transcript as partial.